AUGUCUGAGAAUACCGCCCCCACUCCGUCGCAAAGCGACAUAAACUUCAUGAUCCAGAUAUUUCAGCACAUGACGGAGAAGCCUGCCAUCGACUGGCAGAGCUUCGCUGACGCUGCAGGCUUCAAGAACACAACCGUCGCCCAUACUCGAUGGGGCCAGAUCAAGCGCAAGUUCAACAACUGCACCAUCCAGACCACUCCGAAGAAGGCUGCCUCCAAGGCCUCCGCCGGCACCCCUGGCUCCGCAUCCAAGGUCAAGAAAGCUGCAGGUCGCGUUGGCGCAAAGGCCAACAAGGGUAAGAGCGCGGUUAAGGCGGAGGAAGAUGCCGAUGAUGAGGUAAAGGCGGAGGAGGAUGCCCGUGAUGAGGGAGAGGAUGACACCCCCACCAAGACGGCUGGCAUCAAGUUCGAGGACGCGUACGUCUAA
Messenger RNA from Colletotrichum graminicola M1.001, 426 nucleotides. RefSeq lists its product as uncharacterized. Lineage: Eukaryota; Fungi; Ascomycota; Sordariomycetes; Glomerellales; Glomerellaceae. The transcript is spliced from 2 exons. The record is from RefSeq and is a predicted model, not a curated record. The coding region runs from base 1 to 426 and encodes 141 amino acids.